AUGCAGAGACCGAGGUCUUUGCACCUAAAUCUGGAGGGAUUACCAGCCGAAGCCACCGCAGAUGGCCCAGCUGUCCUCCGGAAAGUAAUAAACAACAGCCUCAAAGACGGAGGUAUUGUAAUGGACAAGAUCGAUGGCAUAGAGUGCUUCAGCAAAGUGGCAUGGUAUAUAGUAUUUACAACCCGGCAAGUCCGUACGGAAGCAAAGAACAAAAUUAUUAAACUAUACGAGAAAGACUUUGUACUAGAAAGCCUAGAAUAUGAAAGAACCAGGGUGAAUUACACAUGGGUAAGACUCUACGGGUAUCCUUUAGAUUCGGACAGCACCUUUUUACAGAAAACCAUGACCUUGUAUGGCGAUUUGAACUCCCUCAUAGAUGAGGUGGACGGUCGUUUACAGAUCAAAACGGGGGUGAAAAUAGCCCAGUUCAGCAACUUAAAAGGGAAUAUCCCAUCCUUUAUCCACGUCAGGAAACAUCGAGUCCGAACAGCAUACAGAGGGCAGACGAAAACAUGUCGGAACUGCCACCAAGCGGGUCACGAGGUGAAAGAAUGCACGGCCGGAAAGGUGUGUAAGCAAUGUGGGAAAUCAGGCCACACGAAGGGGGACUGCCCAGAACGCAUAUGCUUCCACUGCCUCAGGAAGGGGCACGAAGCACACAAUUGUCCCAAAUACGCUGAAGAGUACCCAGGUUUGUUGGAGCCAAGAACAACAGAGCAAACAACAAAUCAGGAAGAAACCCCAAUCAAUGAGAGCGGAACCACAACGACCACUGAAUCCCUUGACAUAUCCACAACCAAGAAUGAACCAGCACAGGCUGAACUCACCACCCAAUCCCCGAUAACAACUCCUCUACCAACGCAAGCAAUGGAAAGUGAAGGACAACCGGCAAUAGAAACUCGAACAUCCCAAACCGAGAGCACCCAGCCCACCCCAACACCUAAUCCCCCAGACCCACAACAAACCAAUGCAUCCCAAUCCCUCAACACCACAGGAGCAACACCGGAAGUGGACAGUACCCCAAAAUCAGACCCAGCAACCAAACCACCCUCUACGGAGAAAUGGACAACGCAAGACGACCCUACCAUCCCUAUGAAAACUGAAAAACUGGCAACAGCAACCCAACAACAAACCCAAACCAAGAACACCCAUCCUUUUAAAAAACCCAAACCCCUUGACCAGCAACAAAAACCCACAACCAAACCCCCUACCAUCUCAGGAACAAUGUCGGAAUCAGUCAGCACCCUGACUCCAGGUCAAAGCACAUCAUCAGAAUCGGAAGAAAAACCACCCCUCAAAACAAUAAAAACAACACCACCAACAACCCAAACGAAAGGACAAGAACCAGAAAAACCGGAACAACAAGGAAAGAAAGCAGAAGAACAUGGAAAGAAGGUAACGGCAUCAGGGAGCCAGAAAUCACCGCGGAAAAAGAUGAGAAAGGGGCGGUCAGCUGUCGCUGUCUCAGGGGGGAGAAGCAGGCACCCAUUUUAUCUUUUAAAAUGGCAUAUAAGUGCAUAUGUUUAAAUGCUAAUGGCAUUGCUGAAAAGGAAAAACGAAAACGGAUUUAUGAUUUUUUACGUGCAUUUAAUGCAGACAUUGUAUUUCUACAGGAAACACAUAGUGACAGUGAGGCAAACGAACAGUUAUGGACAAGGGAAUGGGGGGCUCAUGUAUAUGGAGCCGAGGAUCAAACCGAAGCAGGGGGGUCGCAGUCUUGUUUAAACCGGGACUAG
Paramuricea clavata is the source of this 1736-nucleotide messenger RNA. The record is from the annotation of a GenBank genome assembly. NCBI's taxonomy places the organism in Eukaryota, Metazoa, Cnidaria, Anthozoa, Malacalcyonacea, Plexauridae.